This is a messenger RNA of Chironomus riparius, 2406 nucleotides long. NCBI's taxonomy places the organism in Eukaryota, Metazoa, Arthropoda, Insecta, Diptera, Chironomidae. The record is from the annotation of a GenBank genome assembly.
AAACAUAAACAAACAGUUUAAAAAAUAAAUUAAUUAUUCGAUUAUUAAGCAAAUUCAAGCUUUUUAAAGUAUCUAAAAACAAAAAAUGACAUCAAAAAGUACUCUCAAAAUGAACAGGAAAAAGGGAAAGUCAAAGAUAAGCCUUAAAUGUGAAAUUUGCAAAACUAUUUUAAAAUCGGAAUAUUAUUUUAAGAAACACAAAGAAAGAAGACAUCCUGAGAUUCCACGGAACUACAUCUGCGACUAUGAUGGUAAACAUUUUGCAAACAAGAAUUAUUUAAGGAUUCAUAUGGAACGGCAUCAACAAGAGAUCUUGACAUGUAACAUAUGCAUGAAAGCGUACAAUUCAAAGAUUAUUUUAAAGAGGCACUUGCUUAGUCAUCUAGAAAAGUAUCCGUGCGACGAAUGCGGAGCUACAUUUAGUCAUAAAACACUCCUCAACAAUCACAUAUCAAUCCACAAGAUGGAAUUCACAUACAAGUGUAAAUACUGUACCAGAAUGUUCAAAAACACAACAUCCAGAAACAAUCAUCAUCAAAUUGCACAUAAAAAUAAGGAGGAACUGCAUUUUAAAUGCAACAAAUGCAACAUCUUUUUCGAGACAAAAGAAGACUUAAGGAUCCAUAGCUUUAUACAUUUCAAUGGGGAAAUCAAGACUUGCUUUCAUUGUGAUCAGAUCUUUAAAACUACGAGAUUAUUAACUAUUCAUUUACAGAAGCACUCAAAUAAGAAAUUUCAAUGCGAGUCGUGCCUGGAAAAUUUCACAUUUAAAAGUGGUUUAAUGAAGCAUAUUCGAUUAAAUAGAUGUAAAGGUCCACCAACAACUUUAGAUGAUGAUCAGAUGACUGAAGAGGAAAUUAAUAAAAUUGCUAAGGAACAACUCGAAUCAAUUUCCUAUAAUCGCCUUAAAACCGUACCUGAAGUUGAAAAAAGUACUGAAAAGAUUGAAGAUUUAACGGAACUAGAAGUUAUUGAGAAUCAAAGUGAUGUAAAUGAACCAGAAAUUGAAAGUUCAGUAGAAAGUGAACAUGAAGAACAGACAAUAAAAACGAUUCUAGAACAAGAUUCACCACAAAAGUUAAAAAGACCUGGAAGAGCUCAUAAUACUUAUAUCUGUGACAAAUGUGGUGAUUCAAUAAAAUACAGAAAGAAUCUUGAGCUGCAUAUGAAGAAUAAUCAUUUAAGGAAAAGCUAUAAAUGCUCAAACUGCUCGGAAGUUUUUAAAAGUAAAAUUAGAUAUAAAGCACAUUCAUUACAGGCUCACGGAGUUAAGCAAAGGAUUGCUGUUGAAAUAUUUGAAUGUGCAGUUUGUAACAAGAAAUUCGAUAUUAAAAGCAUAUAUGAAGCACAUAAAUUAUCGCAUGAAAAUACUCGUCCACAAGUCUGUAAAAUAUGUAAUGCGUCAUUCAAAAGUAUUGGAAACCUUAAAAGACACAAUCUCAUCCAUAUUGAUGAUCGAAACUUUUUAUGUGAUUUAUGUCCAAAAAGUUUUAAAAGUGAAAAUGCUCUUAAAAUACACAAAAAUGCAGUUCAUGCAUCAGUUAAAGUUUAUGUCAGCUGUCCACACUGUAAGAUUAUUUUACAAGAAAAAAAUCUGAAAAUUCACAUUCAUAAUCAGCACACAGAAGAAGGUCAACAGAAGCCAUUCACAUGCAGUGUAUGCAGCAAGACAUUUAAGAAUGAAUUUCUAUUAAAAAGGCACUUCGAGUACCUUCAUUUCAGUUCCAAUCGAGGAAUAGUCUAUAAUUGUGAGCAGUGUGGACUGACUUUUAAUAGACAAAGAGAUUUAAGGAUUCAUUCAUUUGAGCACUUUGAAGGAACAAUUCAUUCUUGUUUCUGUGGUAAAAAGUUUAAGAACAAAAGAUUACUCUUGAUUCACUCGACUGUCCAUACUUCUGAUACCAAAUUUACAUGCAAUUUGUGUGAUGCAAAUUUCAAGACAUCUGGUGGACGAAGGAAGCACAUAGCAAAGCAUCAUAAAACAGAAUUAAAUGUAGAGCAUUUAGAGAUUAAGUACGAUGAGAAUGUUUCAGCAUUUUAAGCCUUUUUUUAUUUGUUAUGUUUCUGGUUAAUUCAAUUACAUUUUUUUAUGGAUUAAAAUGAUAUAAAACCUUAAAACUAAUUAUUUUUAGAGUUUUUCUCUUCUUAAUUUAAUGUUUCAGCACUGCUUAAAAUAUACUGUUUUAAGUCUUUUUCUUAGAACAUGCCAUGUCCUCUUGAUGAUCCUCGGAAUCCCCCACGUCCUCCUUCGCGGGGCUUGCGAUUUUCAAAUCGUUCAGCCAUCUUUAAAAGUUCUUCUGGAACUUCUUGAUUUGCUUCCUUCAAGAUAUUUAUUAAAUCCUUAGCAACACCCCAAUCUGAUCGAGUUAAUAAACUCAAACUUAUUCCAGUUUUUCCAGCACGUCC